Molecule: messenger RNA, 1553 nt
Organism: Mytilinidion resinicola
Lineage: Eukaryota; Fungi; Ascomycota; Dothideomycetes; Mytilinidiales; Mytilinidiaceae
Exons: 3
Coding region: 1-1194 (397 amino acids)
Source: RefSeq, a predicted model, not a curated record
AUGAUCACGCCAGAAAACUGCUAUAUGCUCAGCCUGUGCGACGACAUGGGCUGCGGUUACUCCUGCGUGCCGCGCUAUGAGAGCCCCUUAGGACCCCAGCGGUACGGCUGGGACCGGCAGCGCCAUUGCUCGAUCACAUAUACACCGCCAAUAAUUACACCUCGUACCAGUGAACUCAGUAUUGCCCUCGAUAUGCUUCUCGAGUUUGAAUUAGAAGUAGGCUCGUUGAUGAUCGACCGCAUCCGAGCGACCAUCAGUGAAAGUCCAAACGAGAGCACCAUUUUGAGAGAGCUGGUACCCUUCUUCAAGGACGCUAUCAAACGCUCAGACGAAAUCAAGACUGUCAUUGAUGACAUGGAUCAACCGUCUUUGCGUACGCUGCUUAGAGAUAGCUAUAUCACGAUCACGCAGUUACAAGGCACCUGUCUAUCGGAGGAGGAGCGAGAGGAACGUGCAGAAGAGGAGGCCGAGCGCAUCAAGAAUGCCCAGGAGCUCCAAGUUGAGCAAGAAGCCAGGCGUGUUCGACUAGCUCAGGAGCUCCGAGCUGAGGAAGAGGUCCUGGCCAGACGUAUUCAACUACCACAGGAAAAGCGAGCAAAAGAAGAUGCGGAACGCCAUAUUCGUGAUCGCCAAGCCGAGGGGGAACGACAAAGACAGAGAGCAGAGCGUGCUAGACACAUGAGGGAAGCACGGCAGAACAGCGAUAGCAAGAAAGAGAGAGACAAAGAGCGGAUCGCCGCAGGAAAGAGCAGGAACACCUCAAAAGAGCCAAUGAAUUCCACACCAACAAGAAUUGCCAGGCCACAUGCCCUUGCGCAGCAGAGGAACGGCGGCAGAGACAAGAGUCGGAGCGCCGUAGAGAAGAACAAGAGCGCAUCAAGAAAGCCAACGAACUCCGGACCGAGCAAAAACGCCAGGUCAUAUGUCGCUGUGUGGCAGAAGGCCACCCACAGAGACAACAAGCGGAGAACCGUAGACGCGUUUUACAGGCGUAUGAGCAGCAUCAUUGUCAACCACAACAAAUCUUUGGGCCGCAAGACGAACAAUGGAGGCGAGAGGAUGCGGAGCGUACGAAAAGACCUUCUAUGGCAGAAAUAUCAAAAGCAAUCAACGCUAAUUGCACGCAAGCCAGACAACGGAAGCUGGAAUCACAUGCCAGACUACGGAAACAAGAAGCGGAGAAAAGGGGUUUGAGAAAACGAAAAGCAAGCCAGAUGGAGAAUGGAGUCGGCGUUAUUGAUCUGACUAGGCAUAGAUGAGGCGAUGAGAUUCGAUGGUGCUGAACUGCGCAAUGCUGCAAAUAAUAUUGCUAACUCAGCAUGGGUCUGCAAGAACUUCCGGUGUUUCCAGAAUCCAGUCGCCAGGGUGCUUUCAAGCCCGAGAUUUUGCAUUGAAUAAGCAUUAUUACCGCCCUAGGCUUAGGAAUCAGACGUUAGAUGGCAAGAUGCUGCAGAAUUACGGUAAUUGUGAUGUCGUUUGCUAGCUUAGGAACAGCUUCAGAGCACCCCCGGGCCUUCAAUUAGUCGGUCAAAUUCGUGAUUUCGUAUCUAGCU